AUGAAGCUCUUGGAACUCUCAUUUCUGAUACUGGUGGCCCAGACAGGAGCAUUCAGUCACUCCCAAUUUUCACAGUAUACAACCACUCCCCUUUCUUUGAGUACGAAUGAUGGUGACAACGACCAGCAACAACCCACGCAACCCCUAUUAUAUUCCCGUCAAUCUUGGUUCCAAGCCGCUGCCAUGGCCUCGGUCAUGAUUGCAGGACCCAAUAUGGCGUUUGCCGACGAGGAAAUAACUACUUCAUUGACUCCUCCUCCUCCUCCUUCACCAGCACUCGCCGCCGCCAAGACCAAAACGAUUGAAAAAUGCAGUACGUCCAGCAAAUAUCCUUGUGUUUCCACUUCCAAUGUCAAGAAUUUGGAUUUGUACUUGCCCCCCUGGACGUAUGAUCCCUCUCAGUACAGUUCAGUUGAAGUAUUGGCCCGCAUCAAGGGUGCUCUCAUGACGGACCCCACCUGCCAAAUUCUUCCACCGGCAAAUGACGAGGAAGCCAAAUAUUAUCUAAAAGCCCAAGUCAAAAGAAGCGAUUUGUUUUGGACCAUUGACGAAGUGGAAUUUUUGGUAGACGAAGAAAAGCAAGUAGUAUUUUUCCGCUCCUUGGCGACCUCCUCUGACUUUAAUGACUUUGGCACCAACAAGAAACGCCUCGAAGAUAUUCGGAAAAAGGCAGGAAUCUUUGGUGUCAUGGGAGAGAGCUUGAAUUCUGCCGAUUCCGUGUCGGAUUCCGAACGAGGCUAUGGUCCAUUGGGACAGCUAAAAGCCUUUUAUGGUCUCCAAUCCGGUGGAGGCUUCGAGGAUGUCUUGUCGGAAUAA
Messenger RNA from Cylindrotheca closterium, 816 nucleotides. Lineage: Eukaryota; Bacillariophyta; Bacillariophyceae; Bacillariales; Bacillariaceae. The record is from the annotation of a GenBank genome assembly.